Messenger RNA from Saitoella complicata NRRL Y-17804, 531 nucleotides. RefSeq lists its product as uncharacterized. The transcript has a single exon. The coding region runs from base 1 to 531 and encodes 176 amino acids. NCBI's taxonomy places the organism in Eukaryota, Fungi, Ascomycota, Saitoellomycetes, Saitoellales, Saitoellaceae. The record is from RefSeq and is a predicted model, not a curated record.
AUGAGUGGGCCUUGGAGGCCUAUUGGAUUAAGUAUAGCACCUCUCGCCCAAACACCAAGCCGUACAUAUGCGCAUUUCACCAACGGAGAUUUUGGCAAACCUCCUAAGACCCUUGGAGAGAAAGCCUUGGAGGACUUGCAGAACGAUCCUCUCUGCCCUGAAGACAUCUCCGCUUCUGACCAUGCCCUUGACGUUGGGUACCAGAUCAUCCGCGGUUCAACAAAAUCCCCGAUGUCUCGACUGCGCUCCACUGAAGACUUCGAGCAAUCGAAGGAGACCGUUUCAGACCUUCAACAGCAUGGGGCAGGUAAAGGGAAGAAGUGGGCUGUUCAUAUUACGCUCAAGAUUGAUUUCAGACCUGCCGACAGUACCAGCAGUGAAUCCGAUGGUGAACUACCCAAUGCUGCUAGGACAAAUAAGGGUGGACGCAAGGAUAAAGGCGAAAAGAAGUACGGGAACAACCCUACGAAGCGUAUGCUGAAGGAUAUUGAGAAGGCAAACAAGAACAAUCAAUUCAAACAGUCGGUUUAA